Messenger RNA from Zasmidium cellare ATCC 36951, 2046 nucleotides. RefSeq lists its product as uncharacterized. Bases 1 to 2046 code for a protein of 681 amino acids. The transcript has 2 exons. Lineage: Eukaryota; Fungi; Ascomycota; Dothideomycetes; Mycosphaerellales; Mycosphaerellaceae. The record is from RefSeq and is a predicted model, not a curated record. Gene Ontology annotation, molecular function: lyase activity; monooxygenase activity; FAD binding.
AUGAAUGACCAUACGCGGCUGAAAGUCCUUGUCGUAGGAAGCGAGCUAGAGGCUUUGAUAACAGCCGCAGCGUUGCAAAAACAUGGCCAUAUCGUGCAUCUUUUUGCCGAAGAUGUCUGCAAUGCCAGAGGACACAGUGGCAUAGUUCAUGUCACUCCAAAUGCCCAAGAAGUACUGCAAAGGCUUGGCAUCUGCAUUGAUGCAGACAUAACAACCCCUAUUGCUGAGGUUGAGGAGCGUUCGUCUUGCCAAAAAAUUUCAAUGGUUGAUGAAGCGCAAAUCUGGAUAAGACCUUGGGUACUGGUUCAGGAAACCCAACUCAGAAGAAUAUUGCUAGCUCAGAUCUCAACGGAGACAGAGUCAAUGGUGAAAGUGGAGAUCAACACAGCGGAGAUUCGAGAACUCAACCUUGAGGAAACGACACUUACCACGAACAACGGAAUUCUAAUAAGUGGCGAUGUCAUAAUCGGGGCUGACGGCACUCGCUCCCCUGUGAGAAUUAAAUCCGGCGAACGCUUCGACGACGAAAACGCCACUGCUGUAUGCAUUGCCCAGGCACGCAUCGACAAAGAUCAAUUCAAUCUUCACAUCGACCCUCAACAAUCUAGGGGAUCUUCGCAGAUAGUCAUUGGCUCAGACUGCAAUGGAUCGCGACUUGUCGCUGUCACGGCACCGGAUAGCUCGUGCUACGAUCUGGUAUCGCUUCGUGGAGCCGAAGUGGUUGGAAACGUCGGUUUUGACCUGCCCGAGCGCUCAAAACGCACAGAAGCGUCGGAACAACGGACGGACAUUAUGGACAUGGCUGGGUCAAGCGUAAAGCGUGAACAACUCUCAAGGACCAUCCCCCUUUUCACCCAUACAGGAACAUCCUGGGCACUUGUCGGAGGAGCUUCCUGUCCUAUUGUACCGCUUCUAGGCCUUGAUACUAGUCACGCAAUCGAGGAUGCGGCCGCCCUCGCAGUCGUUUUGUCGGACCUGGAUUCACGGAAUGACAUACCGGAUCGACUGCAACUGUACGGCAGCAUACGACAAGAUCGAGUAACCGAGAUGCAAGAGUUCUCAUUCGACUUUUCCCUUGGAAUGACACCAAGCGACGUCGGGAUAAAGCCGUACCUGUCAAAGUUCUUCUCGCACAACGAGUACGACCAUACGGUCCAGCGUUUGAGGUCGUACAAAUGGUCACUCAGGCCAGAUCUUUACUGGCGCAUGCCGGUUGAUUUCGGGCCCUUGCCAGGCCCUCGACAACGUCACAACGGAGACGGUUUCACAGCUCAGCACUCGUCGUUCAGGUCCGCCAUUGUUCGUUUCAAAACAGAGCGGUCAUUGCUUCCAAAUCUUCUACCACUCGAUCGAAGGAACUUUCGUUUUGGGACUGCGGGCACAGUCGCAUACGCUUCCUUUAUGCAGCAUACCUUUUCGAAUCUGGAUUGGCUCGGCGGAGGUGGAUACCAUUUGUUGGGAUUCUACAUUCAUGGUGUGGAACAUGUCAGUUCCAGUGGCGAGGUCCUCACGGGCACAUAUAUUCCGGUUUUGUUCGAGUCCCUGGCUGAUCCAAUCUUGUCUGGCAGAGAGGAGCUUGGCAUGGCGAAACUUUUCGCAUCCAUCGAUGUACACAGACGGGCAGAAAGCCUCAGCGCCAACGCCAGCUGGCAAGGGGCAGUCUGGGGAAACUUCGCCUGGACGGGACUCAAGGAGCUUGACCUGCCUGAGGAGGCACCAAGUGCGGCAAAAGCUGAAGACGGUGUGCUUUGCUAUAAAGUUAUGCCUCGCGUGGGAAAGAGGUCAGAUGAGCCAGCUCAGCCACCUGAUGCCGAUUAUCCGGUACUCAUACCCUCGGUCGACAAGUCGUGCAAACCCAUCAUCGAUAGGAUGUGGAAAGCAAGAGAUGCUACUGUUCAUCUUGACAAGUUGGACUGGCAAGCUCUGCCAACAAUGCAUCACAUCAUUGAAAGACUGCAAGAGCUGCCUAUUCUAGAAGUUGUUGAUGCUCGAGUCCUUGAAGGACGCGGUGUAUCCAGUGCUCCUCUAACGCGAGUCAUCGAUUAA